This is a messenger RNA of Rosa chinensis, 1555 nucleotides long. Its product is annotated as loganic acid O-methyltransferase. The transcript has 4 exons. Lineage: Eukaryota; Viridiplantae; Streptophyta; Magnoliopsida; Rosales; Rosaceae. Gene Ontology annotation, molecular function: S-adenosylmethionine-dependent methyltransferase activity. Gene Ontology annotation, biological process: methylation. The record is from RefSeq and is a predicted model, not a curated record. The coding region runs from base 405 to 1457 and encodes 350 amino acids.
CCUCCACAUCAGCUUCGGUCACCACCUUAUCCUCCUCCAUUUCCAGAUUUCUUUUAGCAGAACUAAACUGACGCUAUGUUCUUCGAAGCAGCAGCAACCUCAAGUUUCCAAGAUUGACUUCCUCCAGCUUUGUUACUUCCUUUUGGCCAAUUAACCACAUAAUGACUCCAUGAUGAGUUCGAUGACAACAGUCGCCAAAGUUGACCAAAAUAACAUUUUCAGAUCUGCAGACAUCUUGCUCCAUUAAUGGAUUCAUUUCCUGAGAAAAGUUCAAGCCGCCUUAGCAAUCUGAUGAGUUGUUUCCCAUUUCGAAUCUAGUAAAGGGCUUUGCAACGUUAUAAAUAGGGGAUUGUAGACCAAUCAAAUUAUCAAAAUCAUAGUAGAAAGCAACAAGAAAUUAAGAGAUGGCAACAAGAGUGAAUGGUGCAGAUAGUCUCUACAGCUAUAGCAAAUACUCUUCUUUUCAGAGAAAUGCUAUAGAUGCUGCCAAGGAACUGAUCAAAGAGGCAGUUUUCGACAAGCUUGACAUCGAAAGCUUCUCAUCCUCCAACACCUUCCGAGUUACAGAUUUAGGCUGCGCUAUGGGGCCUAACACAUUCGUAGCUGUGCAAAACAUAAUUGAAGCUGUGGAGGACAAGUACCGAACCCAAGGGCGCAAUUCUGAGGUCCCCGAGUUUCAAGUCUUUUUCAGUGAUCAAGCUGGAAAUGAUUUCAAUCAGCUCUUCCAAUCCCUCCCCCCAGACAGGAACUACUUCGCAAUGGGCGUACCGGGAUCUUUUUACUCUCGCUUGUUUCCCAAGGCACAUCUUCACUUUGUAUACUCUUCAUUUUCUCUGCAAUGUCUCUCUAAAGUGCCUGAGGAAGUGUUGGACAGCAGCUCCCCUGCUUGGAACAAAGGCAGGGUUCAUUACUCGAAUUCUGCACACCAAGUUGUUGAGGCAUAUUCAGCCCAAUAUGCCAAGGACAUGGAGUGCUUUCUAAAUGCUCGAGCACAAGAGAUCGUGGGAGGAGGGUUGAUGGCAUUUGUUGUUCCUGGCCGCCCCAAUGAAACCCCUCAUGCACAUACCUAUUACAACAUGUCACUAGACCUAUUUGGUUCCUGUCUCAUGGACAUGGCUAAGAAGGGUGUCAUUGCCGAAGACAAAGUGGACUCCUUCAAUCUACCAAUAUAUAAUGCUUCUCUCCAAGAAGUGGAAGCCAUUGUGAGAGGCAAUGGGUGUUUUAGCAUAGAGAGAACGGAAAACUUGCCUCAAGCAAAGCCACAGCCCAAUGUGUUUCGCUUAACUGUGAGAGCCGGAAUGGAGCAUAUGAUUCGAGCGCAUUUUGGAGAAGAGAUUUUAGAUGAGUUCUUUGACACGUUUUGCAAGAAAUAUGAAGAAUCCACCUCCGUCUUUGAAUCAGUGAAAGCUAUUAGUUUAUUCGUUUUACUCAAACGCAUAGCUUGCACUGACCAUUGAGUAAUAGACAGAGGAGAUUUUUCUAGUUUAUCCGGUGAAACUUUGCUAUUGUAAUGUGAUCUUACUGUACUAGUAAGUGGUAUUGGUUGUUUCUAUAA